AUGACUGGUGAUCGGAGCAGUGGGAUACAUUUUAGUAGACUUUACUCAUUUUCGUUAAUGCGUUCCAUUUUCAGAAAUGAGCAUAGCCAAAUUGGGCAGAAAGGUUAUUCGAGGGUUGUGUAUUGCAAUGAUCCUAAUAAUCCAAAGCAGCUUCAGCUUAAGUAUAGUAGUAAUUAUGUGUCUACGACGAAGUACACGGUGCUUACUUUUGUUCCCAAGUCGUUAUUCGAGCAGUUUCGGAGGGUUGCAAACAUUUAUUUCCUUCUUGCAGCUCUUCUCUCGUUUAGUCCAAUGGCACCUUAUUCAGCUUCCAGUACUCUUGUUCCAUUGUUGGUGAUGAUUUCAGCGACGAUGAUAAAGGAAGGGGUUGAAGAUUGGAGGCGUAUGAAGAAGGAUAUUGAGGCUAAUAAUCGGAAAGUGAAAGUUUAUGGUAGAAAUCAUAAUUUUGAAGAAACCAGGUGGAAAAAACUACAAGUCGGUGAUCUUGUCAAGGUAGACAAGGAUGAAUAUUUUCCUGCAGAUCUGUUUCUGCUUUCAUCGAGCUAUGAGGAUGGGAUUUGUUACGUUGAAACUACAAAUCUAGAUGGUGAGACUAAUCUCAAGGUGAAGCAUGCUUUAAACGCUACAGCUGGUCUGCAUGAUGACCAUUCCUUUCUGCAUUUCAAGGCAUUGAUCAAGUGUGAGGACCCAAAUGAGGAUCUUUAUUCAUUUGUUGGAACUCUGUGUUAUGAAGGUCAGCAGCACCCACUUUCUCUACAACAGAUUCUUUUAAGAGAUUCUAAACUUCGGAAUACAGGCUGUGUCUAUGGUGUGGUUGUUUUUACCGGUCAUGAAACAAAAGUUAUGCAGAAUGCUACAGAUCCUCCUUCUAAGAGGAGUAAGAUUGAGAGAAAGAUGGAUAAGAUAAUAUAUAUCCUUUUUAGUACUUUGGUUUUAAUAUCAUUUUUUGGUUCUAUCUUUUUCGGGAUUGAGACUAAGAAUGACAUUCGUGAUGGGAAGUCAAAGAGGUGGUAUCUCCGACCAGACAAAUCAACUUUCUUAUAUGACCCAAAAAGAGCAGAACUGACUGCAUUCUUUCAUUUUUUGACUGGGCUUAUGUUGUAUGGAUUUUUGCUACCAAUAUCAUUGUACGUGUCCAUUGAAAUUGUAAAGGUUUUACAGGGUAUAUUCAUUAAUCAAGACCAAGAUAUGUAUUAUGAGGAAACUGAUAAGCCAACACGUGCUCAAACAUCUAAUUUGAAUGAGGAACUUGGUCAGGUAGAUACUAUACUCUCUGACAAGACUGGCACCCUGACAUGCAACUCAAUGGAGUUUGUUAAGUGUUCAAUAGCGGGAAUCAGUUAUGGAUGUGGUAUGACAGAAGUAGAGAGGGCUAUAGCUAAGAGAAAAGGGAAUGUACUACCUGAGGUUGGAUAUACUUCCCCUGAUAUACAGAGCUUUAAAGAUGUGUACAUGGACUCCGGAAAAUCAUGCAAAGGUUUCAACUUUAAAGAUGAGCGAGUUAUGAAUGGUAAAUGGGUUCAUGAAUCUCAUGCAUAUGUAAUACAGAAGUUCUUUAGAGUUUUAGCUCUUUGCCAUACAGCCAUUUCGAACAUCGACCAAGAAACAGGUGAAAUAUCAUAUGAGGCCGAGUCACCAGAUGAAGCUGCUUUUGUCAUAGCUGCAAGGGAGCUUGGCUUUCAGUUUUUUGAAAGGACGCAAACGACCAUCUCUUUGCAUGAAUUAGAUUAUGAGAGUGGCCAAAUAAUUGACAGAACAUACAAGCUUCUUCAUGUCUUAGAGUUCAGCAGUGCUCGGAAAAGAAUGUCUGUAAUUGUAAAGAAUGUUGAGAAUCAACUGUUGCUCCUGUGCAAGGGCGCAGACAGUGUUAUGUUCGAAAGGCUUGCAAAGGAUGGACGAGUUUUUGAGGCUGCCACAAGGGAUCAUAUUAAAUACUAUGCUGAAGCAGGUUUACGGACUUUAGUAGUUGCAUACAGAGAGUUGGGUGAAGAAGAGUUUAAAUCGUGGGAAGAUGAGUUUCUGGAUGCCCAGGCUUCAGUAACUGCUGAUCGAGAUGUAUUGGUGGAUGCAGCUUCUGAUAAGAUUGAAAGGGAUUUGAUUCUCCUUGGUGCUACAGCUGUAGAGGACAAACUGCAAAAUGGGGUUCCCGAAUGCAUUGAAAAGCUUGCAAAUGCUGGAAUUAGGAUUUGGGUUGUCACAGGUGAUAAGAUGGAGACAGCAAUAAAUAUUGGGUACGCUUCUAGCUUACUGAGACAGGAUAUGGAGCAAAUUGUAAUCACCUUAGAUACUCCAGAGAUAAAUAACUUGGAAAAACAAGGUGAUAAGGAGGCUAUUGCAAAGGCUUCAAGUGCAAGCAUAACAAAGCAAAUAAGAAAAGGAAAAUCACAACUCAGUUCAGCAAAAGAAAGUCCUGUCUCUUUUGGUUUGAUAAUCGAUGGGAAGUCAUUAUCUUUCGUUCUCGACAAGAAUCUGGAGCAUGCGUUUUUGGAGAUUGCGAUUAGUUGUGCAUCUGUGAUAUGCUGCCGCUCCACACCUAAACAGAAAGCUCUUGUUACGAGAUUGGUGAAAAUGGGAACAGGCAAGACAACAUUAGCAAUUGGGGAUGGGGCAAAUGAUGUAGGCAUGCUUCAAGAGGCUGAUAUUGGGGUCGGGAUCAGUGGCGUAGAAGGCAUGCAGGCUGUGAUGUCUGCUGAUUUUGCCAUAGCGCAGUUCAGGUUUCUCGAACGUCUUCUGUUGGUUCAUGGCCACUGGUGUUAUAGGCGAAUAUCUAUGAUGGUAUUCUACUUCUUCUACAAGAACAUUGCUUUUGGGUUCACUCUAUUCUGGUUUGAGGCAUAUGCUGCCUUCUCUGGCCAACCUGCUUAUAACGAUUGGUACAUGUCACUCUACAAUGUAUUCUUCACUUCUCUUCCUGUGAUUGCUCUUGGAGUUUUUGAUCAGGAUAUCUCUGCUCAGCUUUGCCUUCAGUAUCCUUUGUUAUACCAAGAAGGAGUGCAUGGCAUGCUCUUCAGUUGGAUGCAUAUUCUCGGCUGGAUGUUAAAUGGUGUUAUUAGUUCGAUAUUCAUCUUCUUCUUCACCACCAACUCUGUCCUACAUCAGGCUUUCCGUAGAGAUGGCCAUGUUGUUGAUUUUGAGGUCCUUGGGGUUAUGAUGUAUGUUUGUGUCAUAUGGACCGUGAACUGUCAAAUGGCACUAUCUAUUAACUACUUCACCUGGAUCCAUCAUUUCUUCAUCUGGGGUAGCGUUGCCUUUUCUUAUGUAUUUCUACUGGUCUAUGGUGCUAUGUCGCCUAUAAUAUCUACAACUGCCUACCAGGUUCUUGUGGAAGCCUGCGCUCCAAGGCUUUUCAGAUUCAGUUUCGUCCUACAUACCGUGACAUUAUUCAAAGACGAAGCUUGGAAGGUUCGGAGACAAAAUUCUGUGGAUUUGAGACACGGAAGAGAACAGAUCGCAUGA
Molecule: messenger RNA, 3456 nt
Organism: Fraxinus pennsylvanica
Lineage: Eukaryota; Viridiplantae; Streptophyta; Magnoliopsida; Lamiales; Oleaceae
Source: the annotation of a GenBank genome assembly